AUGGAAGUAGCUCAGGCUCCGUUGCAAUUGACUCAAGAACAUCAGGAAGGACGAAUCGCAGAUGACAGCAGUUCUCUCCGCUGGUCUCCACCUACAUCAGCAUUGGUUGCAGCAGCGCUGGCCCCACCAGCAUUAAGACCCUGGCUCCCAGAUCCGCCGACAAAGAAAACCAACCAUUUGGGUCUCGUAUGCGUGGUUUGUGGUGAUACCAGUUCUGGCAAACACUAUGGGAUUCUAGCAUGCAAUGGCUGCAGUGGAUUCUUCAAACGAUCAGUCAGACGGAAACUUAUUUAUAGAUGUCAAGCCGGAACGGGUCGCUGUGUGGUAGACAAAGCUCACAGAAACCAAUGUCAAGCGUGCCGUCUAAAGAAAUGUCUCGCUAUGGGAAUGAAUAAAGAUGCUGUUCAAAACGAGCGUCAGCCGCGUAACACCGCUACUAUAAGGCCUGAGACUUUAAGAGAUAUGGACCAAGAGCGAGCUUUGAGGGAGGCGGCAGUCGCUGUUGGAGUUUUUGGUCCACCGGUGUCUCUAGCCAUGGCCCUAUCCCCGGCCAGAUAUCCACUUCUUUCUCCACACUACGCCCCACUGCCGCCUCCGGACUCAACCCAUGAACCAGAAAACCACCAAACGGACAGUGACGACGACAGUAUUGACGUCACCAAUGAAGAAGAUUCUUCCUCGUAUUCUCCACCAGCCAACAGCUACCCGCAGAACUGUAUAUCUUAUGGGCCUCUAGGUAUAGAGAGUGCAGCUGAAACCGCUGCCAGGCUUCUAUUCAUGGCGGUCAAAUGGGCGAGGAAUCUACCUUCAUUCGCGGGACUAGCUUUCAGAGAUCAGGUGACUCUAUUAGAGGAGGGUUGGUCAGAGUUAUUUCUGUUGAACGCUGUCCAAUGGUGCGCCCCACUUGACGCCGCUGCCAGCGCCCUCUUCGGAACAGAACACGACACUGGUGCUGGCGAGUGUCGGCGUCGUCUCCGCGCGGUCGUCUCUCGCUACCGUUCAGUGUUAGUUGACCCCGCGGAGUUCGCGUGUAUGAAGGCCAUCGUGCUCUUCAAACCUGAGACCCGAGGUCUAAAAGACCCUCUGCAGAUCGAAAACCUCCAAGAUCAAGCCCAAGUUAUGUUAAUGACACACACACGUACUGCUCACGGCGCGGCGCCGGCGAGGUUCGGGAGACUAUUACUCCUUCUGCCAUUACUACGCCUUGUAACGCCACAACAAUUGGAGAAGGAAUUCUUCGCGAAAACAAUCGGAGAAACACCCAUGGAGAAAGUACUGGCUGAUAUGUAUAAGAACUAG
This is a messenger RNA of Danaus chrysippus (African queen), 1299 nucleotides long. Lineage: Eukaryota; Metazoa; Arthropoda; Insecta; Lepidoptera; Nymphalidae. The record is from the annotation of a GenBank genome assembly.